AGAGUUUUUUUGGUCUGCAAGAGGUCCAUACGUGUCAACUUUCUAAUUAUUUUUCUCCUCUUCAUUUGCGAUUUCUCUCUCUCGCUCUUCUCUUCUAAUCUCCAAUGGCUGUGAAACGAAGAACACGGUGUAGACUCUCGAUCAUCAUCGUCGAAGUGUUUCAAUCGGAGAACACGGUGUAGACUCUCGAUCACAAUAUGCAUGAUCGGAGCCGGAGGUUUCAUCGGUUCACAUCUCUGUGAAAAAUUGAUGAUGGAGACGCCUCAAAAGGUACUUGCGCUUGAUGUUUACAACGAGAAGAUCAAACACUUGCUUGAACCUGAUACCGUUGAAUGGAGUGGUCGGAUCCAGUUUCAUCGUAUCAAUAUUAAGCAUGAUUCAAGGCUUGAAGGUCUUAUUAAGAUGGCGGAUCUGACUAUACAUCUUGCUGUGAUCUGUACUCCAGCUGAUUACAAUACACUUCCUCUUGAAACAAUCUACAACAAUUUCAUUGAUGCGCGUCCAGUUGUUAAAUACUGUUCUGAGAACAACAAGCGUCUCAUUCACUUUUCUACCUGUGAAGUGUAUGGAAAAACCACUGGUAGCUUUCUUCCUAAGGACCAUCCUCUGGCGUGAGGUAAUGCCUAUUUGUACCUUUCGUUUUCAACAUGUUGUUGUGUUUCUAUCAAUCAUAUCAAUGAAUGUACUGAGGAACAUGUUGAAGCUGACAUUUUCUUUCGUUUUCUUAGCUACAUUAUGAAUGCUUCAUUCAUUUUUUUUUGUAUUUUUUAUAUAUUUU
Molecule: messenger RNA, 778 nt
Organism: Arabidopsis lyrata subsp. lyrata
Lineage: Eukaryota; Viridiplantae; Streptophyta; Magnoliopsida; Brassicales; Brassicaceae
Product: UDP-D-apiose/UDP-D-xylose synthase 2
Exons: 3
Coding region: 202-615 (137 amino acids)
Source: RefSeq, a predicted model, not a curated record